UUUUUUUUAAAGCUUAGAAUUUUUUUAAUGAAAUCAAACAGGUUUAUAAUUUCAAGUUUAUUUUUGUUUGGUUUUUGUUUAUUUCUCAGCUUUUCAUUUUUGUCAAUUUUUACUGGAGCUUCAACAUAUUCAUGCAAAUCGCCUACUGGAGCUGAUGUUGACUGGUUCGUAGCUUACAAAUUACCCAAUUCAAUUUCUAAUGGAACAUCAUUUCUUUAUGCCGAUUCUAAAAAUGGAGAAGAUUGGACUUUAUCUAAAGCUAAUAUUGAAGAUGAAACUUCAGCAAUUGGUCGAACAAUACUUCAAAUAUUUGAAGCCAAAAAGGCGAAGAGUGAUUUAAUUGCUUUAUAUAAUGAUGAAAAUCCGAAUGAUGGAAAAACUGAUUCUGGACGAGCACAUAUGAAGGGUGUUGUUGUUUCUAGCAAUAAAAAUGGCUUUUGGCUUGUUCAUUCUGUUCCAAAAUUUCCUUUGUCUUCAGAAGAAAAAUAUUUGUAUCCAGAAUCGGGGAAAAGAAAUGGCCAGUCAUUCUUUUGUUUGUCUUUUUCAAGUGGUGCUCUUGAACAAAUUGGUCAUCAACUUUUUGUCGCUCAACCAAACUUUUAUGAUGUCCAAUUACCUUCAUCAUUCGAAGAAAAAUAUGCAGAUUUGGCUAAUUCAAUAAAUAAAAAAUCUUAUCCAAAAUCAAAACCUUCAUUUUCUGUUGCUAAUAUACAACUUUUAGAUGGUACAAAAAUUACAAGUUUUUCAAAACAUAAAAGGUUUGCUAAAGAUUUAUAUUAUGAUUUGGUAGCUCCAGAAUUGAAAUCUUCAUUUUACACAGAAACAUGGUUGGUAGGACGUGGAGAUCUCCCUUCUGACUGUGAUACUAAUUUCAAAAUUCACAAUAUUCAAUCAAUUCAAUUUUCAAAACCUUUUGACAACAUAAAAUUUGACAAUACAAAAGAUCACUCAAAAUGGGCUGUUAGUCAAAAAACAAUUUGUAUUGGAGAUAUAAAUAGACAAAAAUCUCAAUCAAAACGUGGAGGAGGAACUGUUUGUAUGGAAAAUAAAAUUAUAGCAAAAAUGUAUUUUUCGGCUAUUGGGGCUGUUGAAUGUUGUAUUAAUGAAACUGAAUGUUCUCCUAAUAUUAAGGGAAGGAGGAAGGGAAGUUUAAAAUAAUUUUAUUUUAAUUUUAUUUUAUUUGGAGAGGGGGAGAGCGUGGUAUUAUUAAAAAAAUUUUUGUAGACAAAAUAUUUUUCCAUGUGAAUUUUUUGUCCGCAAAAUUUUUAAAAUUUUUUUAAACAUCUUAAUAAUGGGAUUUCCUAUUUUUGAAACGUGAAAUUUUGUUGACGAUUUUGUCAAUUUGACCAUGAAUGGAUAUUUCCACUCUUUUUCUUUUAACCUUUUUUUGAAAAAAAUUUUUUUGUUAUU
This is a messenger RNA of Meloidogyne enterolobii, 1410 nucleotides long. NCBI's taxonomy places the organism in Eukaryota, Metazoa, Nematoda, Chromadorea, Rhabditida, Meloidogynidae. The record is from the annotation of a GenBank genome assembly.